Messenger RNA from Acaromyces ingoldii, 667 nucleotides. Its product is annotated as putative RPS29B-ribosomal protein S29.e.B. Gene Ontology annotation, biological process: translation. Gene Ontology annotation, molecular function: zinc ion binding; structural constituent of ribosome. The transcript is spliced from 3 exons. Lineage: Eukaryota; Fungi; Basidiomycota; Exobasidiomycetes; Exobasidiales; Cryptobasidiaceae. Bases 473 to 643 code for a protein of 56 amino acids. Gene Ontology annotation, cellular component: cytosolic small ribosomal subunit; ribosome. The record is from RefSeq and is a predicted model, not a curated record.
CCCUCUCGUCAAAACCCCCCCAAAGGUGAGCAUUCAUGUCCGAUUGGCUUGUUAUCGAUACAGCGGGAAGCGGAGUGUUCGCAGAGGGUGGAACAGCAGAGACGCGGAUGGCGGAACCAGGCAUGGGAGUAGAGACUUAGUGAAGACGCGAGGGCGAUAUAGCGAUGUAUCAAAAGGGUGCUGGUGAAACAGGCAGGCGAUGGUGAUUGCAACAGGACAUGGGCACGACGGAAGUGGAAUCGUCCAUGCUCUCUGUAGCAGUGUGUCUAUUAUGACUCGCUCUGCAAGAUGGGUAGGAGGAUUUCUGACGGGAAUGGACUAUGCGAGGGUCCAAGACCAUGAUGAGAGAGAGGAGGGACGCAAUCCGGAAGGAAAGGACGGGACACAUAAUGGGAAAGAGGAAGGAAUGAACCAGUACACACUAGUUCGGAAGCAGUCACUAACGACGUUAUCGUACAGUCCAUAACACAACAUGGCUCACGACAACAUUUGGUUCUCGCACUCUCGCAAGCACGCCAAGGGAGGGCGCCUGUGCCGUGUCUGCGGCAACGGUGGUGGUAUCAUCCGCAAGUACGGCCUCGACAUCUGCCGCCAGUGCUUCCGCGAGAAGGCGGACGCCAUCGGCUUUGUCAAGAUGCGCUAAACGUCCUCACGGCGCACUCCUUCC